CCUGGACAACCGAAGAGUCGUCUGUGGACCGGUGGAGGGCUGCAGGACGGUUCCGCAGCACCGGGACACCGCUCACAGUGGACCGGACUGACGACUGCUGGGACAAGAGGAAAACGGCUUUGGAAAAAAAACAAACAGAUGACUACUGAGGAUUAGAGUUCUAUGAAUUUUUUUUCUUCUUUCUUUCUUUCUGCAUCAGUCACAUUUGUAUUGGAGACUAUUUGGCUGAGCAUUUGGAUACUGGAAGGAGGACAGGAAGAGGACAACAUGGACUUAGUGGGAGAGUCAGAGCAAACAGAUGAGUCACUUAUGAGUGACAGAUGAUGCAACAGUGUCUGGAACAGUUUCUUCUCACAGACCAUGGAGCUAAUUGGACCAAGAGAAAGGGAGAAAGUGUUUUUUCACAAGUGUCUGCCUUUUUUCUUUUUUUUCCAUUAUUUUGCCAGUGACACAACAGUCUCAGGCAGUUGGGAACCAAUGACCUAAUUCAAAUUAAAUGACCUCACACUGAUAUGUAGCCCGCCUGCUCACCGGGUGAUGGAACAUAAACACAAGUCAGACAUCAUUAAGGCCAGAGUGUGUGAGGUUACAUGAUACCUCUGUGGGUUUAACCAGGAGGAGUGAGUUUUGAUGUUGCGUGCAGUGAUGUUACGGCGCGGACUACUGUUGUGGGUGUCCCGUGUCGGGGGGCUUCUGGUGCUCCUCUGCUGCUCACUUUCGCUCCUUUAUGUGAUGAGAUGCAGCCCGCCAUACUCUAAUGACCCUCCACUGAGUCAUAUAUUACCCCACGCUGGAUCUAAUCAUCCCAGCCUGGGAGGCACGAGGCCGGAGACCGGAGCGGGAGCCGCUGGGGUCGGAGGAGCUGGGCCUGCCCACAGCGGCGGUCCUCCGAGUGCCCACUCUUACCAGGUGCUCCUCCAAGAGCGUGAGGAGCAGCACCGCCUCCACAUCUCCUCCUUGAAGAAACAGAUAGCUCAGUUGAAAGAGGCAUUGCAGGAGCGCAGUCAGCAGUUGAAAGGAGUACAGGAAAGCCUGAAAAAAGCCAAUGGAGGCCCAGCAGAGGGGCAGGAAGGAGGCGCUGCCUCACAAGGAGGUGGUGUUGGAGAAGCUCAGGUAGCCAAGAGCCAGCCUGCGGACCUACAGGAGUUCCUGAAGGCCCAGUUGUCAAAAGCUGAGGUGACCUCUGGCAUCAGGUUGCCCAGCGAGUACGCUGUAGUGCCAUUUGAGAGCUUCACCCUGCAAAGAGUAUACCAGCUGGAGAUGGGGCUGACACGUCAUCCGGAGGAGAAGCCUGUGAGAAAGGACAAACGAGAGGAGCUUGCGGAGGUCCUGGAGACGGCUCUGCAUAGCCUCAAUACGCCUUCAUCUGAGCAGGACCACAGAAGUGCAGCGGAAAAGGCCCAAGUCUACACACCAUCUGACUUCAUAGAAGGUAUCACGCGUACAGAAAAGGACAAAGGUACGUUGUACGAGCUGACCUUCAGAGGGGAGUCAAGUAAUGAAUUCAGACGCCUGGUCCUCUUCCGGCCCUUCGGACCACUCCUGAAGGUGAAAAACGAGAGAGUGGACACAACCAAUGUGCUCAUCAACAUCAUCGUCCCGCUCUCCCGACGCACGGACAAGUUCAAGCAGUUCAUGCACAACUUCAGGGAAGUCUGCGUGCAUCAGGACGGCCGGGUUCAUCUGACGGUGGUGUAUUUUGGGAAAGAGCAGAUGAGCGAAGUCCAGAGCACUCUGGAGAACACAUCCAGGGAAGCAAAUUUUAAGAACUACACGCUGAUGCAGCUGGACGAGGAGUUCUCUCGGGGGCGGGGUCUGGACAUCGGCGCCCGAGCUUGGAAGGGAGGCAACGUGUUACUCUUCUUCUGCGACGUGGACAUCUACUUCACCGCCGACUUCCUCAACACCUGCCGACUCAACGCACAGCCUGGUAAAAAGGUCUUCUACCCGGUGUUAUUCAGCCAGUACAACCCCACUGUGAUCUAUGGAAGUCCCGAUCGUAUCCCAGCAGUAGAACAACAGCUGGUGAUCAAGAAAGACACGGGCUUCUGGAGGGAUUUCGGUUUCGGCAUGACCUGCCAGUACAGGUCCGACUUCCUCAACAUCGGAGGUUUUGACAUCGACAUCAAAGGCUGGGGCGGCGAAGAUGUUCACCUCUACAGGAAGUACCUCCACAGCAACCUUCUGGUGGUUCGAGCGCCGUCGCGAGGCUUGUUCCACCUGUGGCACGAGAAGCACUGCGCCGACGAGCUCCCGCCCGACCAGUACCGCAUGUGCAUGCAGUCCAAGGCCAUGAACGAGGCCUCGCACGGCCAGCUGGGGAUGCUCUUCUUCAGGCACGAGAUUGAAGCUCACCUCCGCAAGCAGAAACUGCAGCAAAACUCGAACGCUAAGAAGACUUGAAUGCUGGAGCUGAAUUACGGUGGCUCUCUGUGCAAUAGGAGCUGGUGAACCCAGCUGAUCUGAACAUUAUGCUUUAAGCAGUUUGCUGUGAAAUGCUCUUGUUUGCUGUCUUGCUGAGAACUAUUGAGAUGGUUUACUUGGGAAAUCUCUCCCUGUCUUGUUGGGUUAUGCUGACCUGUAAAAAAAAAAAAAAAAAAGUUGUUUUUUCUGUUCAUCUUUUGGUUGGGUCCGUCUAGUUCUCUUUUACCUGCAUUUCCAGUCUUUGCACUAGGCUAAUGCAGGCUUAAGUCUGUCUUGCCAUCUAACUCACACCUAGAAAACAAACACGUGGUUACCAAAAUCUAAAGCUUCUCCUUUUAAUGACAAGAUGUGAGGACUUUAAGGACUCAACAUAACAGAAACUGUUUUGGCUGUGCAUCUUCACUGUUGAAAUGGAGAGUCGGACACUUCCUGCAGCAUCCAUCUGUACUGUAAGGUGCUUUUCAGCGCUCUCCAGAAGAAAACGUGGAGCCUAAAAUUUUGAGCUUUAAGUUGACUGUGAACUGCGUGCCUUCUGUGAAUAACUCCUGAACACUGUCUGCUCUGGAUGGUCAGUAAAACUUAGUGAACCUUCCUGCAGGUUUUAUAUAAAUUGGGGAACACUGCCACCCAGUGGGCGGGGGUUGAAUAACGUGCUUGUGAACAAUUAAGGACUUUUAUAAAGCCUUAAAUGGCCUUGUAGGUUGUUUUUAAUAUAUACAUAUAAAUUAUUGUUUAUUGAUCUUCUUUGUUUUAUUAAUAUUUUUCAUUUUUGUAAAUGCUACAAGCUUCAGGCAGUGUUUGGUGUAGGCGUUAUGUAGGCAUAUACUGAUGGGUUAGAAAUGACAGGAAAACCCAACACAAAGUUAUGAAUCUUAGUAAGUUAAUUGACUGCCAGUUGUCAGGUGUCAGGUGUCACACAUUGGUCCAAAAUAUGUGUUUGAGCAGGCUGAGAUUUCGAGACUUUGAACCCUCGUGUCCUGUGGACAGGGGGAUUGUAAUCACAUCUGGAUAGGCAUGUUUCAUUAAGCGAUUGAAGGUGGUGCACUGGCUUGCAGCAAGAUUUCCCUCUAAGUAGGGAUGAGUGGACCAUUAGCCGUGGGGUUGAAAUGCCUGUCACAACAUAAAAUAACUAAAUCCCCUCGCUGUGGGGUUCUAGCAUUCAGGCCUGUACCAGUUUUUGAUGCCAGACAUGAGAAUGGGAUCAAGGAUGACUCAUCCGGCCACGGCACUUAUUUCCACGUUUCUGACAAAUAGUGCUUUAGUGGGUUUGUCCACAAAAAGUUGUGCAUUCAUUUUGAUACAAACCACAGCAGCAUCCCUGUCUGUGUAGCUGACGAUGGAUUGUUAUGCUGAUGUCGUCAGAUCGCUGACACUCUGUCACCUGAGGAAGAGUCGCUCCGUUUACACACAUCAAAUAUGCGCCAUCAGUUGUUGUUUUUAAACCUACCCACUGAUUUGUUUCCCUACUCGGCUAAAUGCAGAUGUCACUUUAGUCACUGUUCCCUGUGAAACACCAGCCAGUCGAGCAGUCUCGGCGACCAAAGCUUCCUUUCUUCUUCAUGCAAAAGCGAAAUCAACUGGACCUGCCCACCAUCUUUUAAUUUGUAACCCAUCUAUACAUAUUUAUGCCCACAGUGUGACUAAAGAUCACUUCCUUUUUAAAUAUUUAAAUUAAGAUAGACGUGAACAUGUAGGCUACUUUGUGUUUUCAUUUACUUAAUUUGCGGUCACAUAAAUUAAUGUGAUAAAAUGUAAAUGUAAAUUAUUGACGAUGACUCAGAAAGUCAGAACGGGACUUUUAAUCUUAAGGUUUUUAUUCCACGUGACUCAAAUGUGAGAAAGAUAUGAAAACUUGCCAGUGCAAUACUAAAGAAGAAAUGUGACAUUACACGUGUUUGAGUGUAGUCACAGAGAUACACAGAGAUACCUGACUUGUCUUUUGUGUUUCAUUUUACACAAAAUCACAUUCUUCUGUGUGGAAGUCAUUCAGAUGAUCCUUUUAUAUUUGAUUCUUUUAUGUUCAAGAUAUUUCUUUCACUCCAUGUAAAUGAGCUAAAUAAACAUUUGUUUAUACUUUAUGACUUUGCUUAUGUCAUAUUCUGUAGUUAUCAAAUCCAGUGUAACUAUAAGAUGGUUUGCAUUACAGAAAAUAUUCUUUUUUUCUACUUUCAACCGUAUUUUGACACGUGUAAUAACACAGACAUGUUCAUCUUUGUUUAGUUCUUUCUUAUGUGCUAAGUCUUGAUCCAAAAUGUCCAGUACAAAUACAUUUUUAAAAAUUAAAAACAAAAAUGUUAAACAGAGAAUAUGUUAUUACAGGAUAAUACCAAAUAAUGCUAUUUAUGGUAUUUUUUGUUUAGUUUGCUUAUUUUCACAAUAAAUGUCAUCUAAGUUUUUA
Messenger RNA from Neolamprologus brichardi, 4822 nucleotides. It is a transcript of the gene csgalnact1a, whose product is annotated as chondroitin sulfate N-acetylgalactosaminyltransferase 1a. The record is from RefSeq and is a predicted model, not a curated record. Gene Ontology annotation, molecular function: glucuronosyl-N-acetylgalactosaminyl-proteoglycan 4-beta-N-acetylgalactosaminyltransferase activity. NCBI's taxonomy places the organism in Eukaryota, Metazoa, Chordata, Actinopteri, Cichliformes, Cichlidae. Gene Ontology annotation, cellular component: Golgi cisterna membrane.